Salarias fasciatus (jewelled blenny) is the source of this 1783-nucleotide messenger RNA. RefSeq names its product VIP36-like protein. NCBI's taxonomy places the organism in Eukaryota, Metazoa, Chordata, Actinopteri, Blenniiformes, Blenniidae. Gene Ontology annotation, biological process: endoplasmic reticulum to Golgi vesicle-mediated transport. Gene Ontology annotation, molecular function: D-mannose binding. The coding region runs from base 9 to 1067 and encodes 352 amino acids. Gene Ontology annotation, cellular component: Golgi membrane; COPII-coated ER to Golgi transport vesicle; endoplasmic reticulum membrane. The record is from RefSeq and is a predicted model, not a curated record. The transcript has 8 exons.
CGUUAAAGAUGGCCGCCCGCGCCGCAGUCUCCCGUCUAAAUCGGGGUAGUUUUGGUGGUUUUCUCUCGAUGUUCGGCUUUAUGCCCCUCCGUGACUGGACAUGUGUGUUGGCAGUGGUGUGCGGGCUGUUGAGCGCUGCUCUGGGGGACGAGGAGCUCUUCCAGGAGGAGUUUUUAAAGCGGGAAUACUCUCUGGUGAAGCCGUACCGAGGUCUGGGCUUCUCUGCUUCUUCGCACUGGGACCUGAUGGGCACGGCCAUGGUGACGGGGGACUACGUGAGGCUGACCCCAGACAUGCAGAGCAGACAGGGAGCCGUGUGGAGUCGAGUGCCGUUAUUUGUGCAAGACUGGGAGCUCAAGUUGCAUUUUAAAAUCCACGGCCAGGGAAAGAAGAAUUUUAACGGGGACGGAAUGGCCUUCUGGUUAACUAAAGAGCGCAUGCAGAACGGCCCUGCGUUUGGAAACAUCAACAAGUUCACUGGCCUCGGGAUAUUUGUGGACACGUAUCCCAACGCUGACAAGACCCACGAUAGGACUUUCCCUUACGUGUCGGUAAUGCUGGGAAAUGGCAGCGUGGAGUACGACCACGAGCGCGACGGGCGGCCCAGCGAGCUCGGGGGAUGCUCGGCUAUGGUGCGCAACGCCGUCUACGACACGUUCAUCCUCGUCAGAUACGAGAAAAACCGACUGACGCUGAUGGUGGACGUGGACGGGAAGCAGGAGUGGAAGGAGUGUGUGGACAUCUCCGGCCUGUAUCUGCCCAGAGGUUACUUCUUUGGCGUGACUUCAGCCACCGGAGACCUGUCAGACAACCACGACCUCGUGUCCCUGAAGCUGUACCAGCUGGAGGUGCAGAGGACUCCGCAGGAGGAGGAGGAGGACAACGUCCGAGUCCCCAGAGUGGACAUGACACAGUUUCAAGUGAAAGUUGAGGAUGAGGGGGGGCGGAGCAUCAUCCACCUCUUCUUCCUCUUCAUCUUCUCGGUGCUGGGCCUGGUCGUGCUGGUCGUGGUGGCGAUCGUGCUCUACGGCCGCUACAAGGAAAAUAAACGCAAGCGCUUCUACUGACGGGAGAGCGUACGGAGGUUCCUCACAUCGGGACAGUGCACGGACUUCUCAUGGCUUUACAAACGAACCGAUCAAACGACAUCAUGGACGAGAUGAUGAACAAAAGAGCCAGAUUUAAAGGUACAGUAUGUGAGAAUCUUUACUUUAGAAUCAACUAGAAAACAGUCCUGGGACGAAGGAGUGUAAACACAACAGAUGCUGAAUCUUUUUAUUAAUGUCAUUAAACUGAAGUUAAUACAGUCGCUCACUGCUGCCACCUAAUGCACAGAUGUGGCACUCGGGGAAUUUUACUUACUGCACCUUUAAAAUGUUUUGGGUUCUGAAUGAGAAAUGAAAAAAAUGCUGCUGAAGGAAAGAUUCAUCUCAAGCAGACGGGGGGGUCGCGGCGUUCCUCUCUGCACUGAAACGCUCUCAACACCACGAGAGGAUAGAAUGAAACGACUCCCAGUCGAUGCUGACGUCUUGUUACUGGGCUGGCGGGGGGGUUCUGCAGACUGAAGCCACGUGCGCAGAGGGAAUUCAAGUGUUAAUGCACUGAAAGAGCAAUAAUAACCACGUGUCUCACGGACACAGCUCCCAUUUAAAAAAAAAAUCAGUAUGCGCAUGUAAAUUCUUGAUCUGAAAACUUCAGAAAUCAGCAGGAGCGAUGUGAGCAAAGCAGGAAAUUCAAGAAGUGAUUCUGUUACUUCGAAUGUGUGACAUGAAAUUAUCUCAUU